CCUUGUAGUGCACCAAUGACUCCAAAUUUACAACUGUUAGCAGGGGAUAGUGAGUUGUUUGAAGAUCCAGAGAGAUACAGGAGAUUGGUAGGAAAAUUGAACUACCUUACUGUCACUCGUCCUGACAUUGCUUAUGCUGUUAGUGUGGUAAGUCAGUUUAUGUCUUCCCCAACUGUUGCUCAUUGGGAAGCCUUGGGACAAAUCUUGUGCUAUCUGAAGGGAGCUCCAGGAAGAGGUUUGUUAUAUGGUAAUCAUGGGCAUUUGAAUGUUGAAUGUUUUUCAGAUGCCGACUGGGCUGGAUCAAAGGAUGAUAGGAGGUCAACUACUGGAUAUUGCGUUUUUGUUGGAGGAAAUUUGGUGUCUUGGAAAAGCAAGAAGCAAAGUGUAGUUUCUCGAUCUAGUACUGAAUCCGAAUACAGAGCCAUGGCACAAUCAGUAUGUGAGGUAAUGUGGAUAUUUCAAUUACUAAAUGAGAUAGGUUUUAAGACCCCCCAGCCUGCGAAAUUGUGGAGUCUAACAUCUCGUGCUCACAAGCUGCUACUGCUUGCCAGUUAUUGCAUAUCAAAAGAAAUGUGA
Messenger RNA from Hevea brasiliensis (rubber tree), 576 nucleotides. RefSeq lists its product as uncharacterized. The transcript has 2 exons. Bases 16 to 576 code for a protein of 186 amino acids. NCBI's taxonomy places the organism in Eukaryota, Viridiplantae, Streptophyta, Magnoliopsida, Malpighiales, Euphorbiaceae. The record is from RefSeq and is a predicted model, not a curated record.